Molecule: messenger RNA, 1467 nt
Organism: Rhinolophus ferrumequinum (greater horseshoe bat)
Lineage: Eukaryota; Metazoa; Chordata; Mammalia; Chiroptera; Rhinolophidae
Gene: RNF223
Product: ring finger protein 223
Exons: 3
Coding region: 143-973 (276 amino acids)
Biological process (GO): protein ubiquitination
Molecular function (GO): ubiquitin protein ligase activity
Source: RefSeq, a predicted model, not a curated record
UCCAGCCAGGAGGACCAUGCUGGAGCACCACUGACCCCUGGCCGCCAGGCCUGAGCACCCCAGGACACGCCCCCUGCCUCAGCAGGAGGAGGCGGGGUUACUACUUGAGCAGAAAGACCUGGAGUGGAGACAGCUCAGAGCCAUGUCAUCAGGCCAGCAGGUGUGGCACACGGCCAUGCCGCCCCCUGGCCAGAGCAGCCCCACAGCCACGGUGCCCAGGUCCCCCAGCUCAGCCAGCGGCCCCAGGUCUCCCAGCUCGGCCAGCAACCUCCGGUCCCCUGGUUCGGCCAGUGGCUCCAGGUCCCCCCGGACUCCUGGCUCAGAGAAGGUGGCCUCCCCGCUGGAGUGCUCCAUCUGCUUCUCUGGCUAUGACAACAUCUUCAAGACGCCCAAGGAGCUGUCCUGCACUCAUGUGUUCUGCUUAGAGUGCCUGGCACGGCUGGCAGCCGCCCAGCCAACAGGCCGACCUGGCGGUGAGGCUGUGCCCUGCCCGUUCUGCCGGCAGCCCACGGCUGUGCCUGCCGCCGGAGCCCCCGCGCUGCGCACCAGCCGGCAGCUGCAAGCCAGGAUGCCGGCGCACCUGCGGCGGGAAGAGUCGGUGUGGCUGGAGGGCACCAAACUGUGCUGCCGGGCCCCGCCCCCUGCCCCCGGCCUCGCGGCACCCAGCUUCGUGUGCGUGGACGUGGGCCUGAGCAAACCCGCCGAGCCCGCCCCACCCACUCCCAUCCCAGACCCCGCCCACCGCCGCAGCCGCCUGGCCCGCUGCUGGGCGCGCUUGGGGGACUGGAGGCGCAUGGCGCUGGUCACGGCCCUGCUGCUGGUGGUCUUCUGCUUGGUGCUCUGGCCGGUGCAGUGCGCGCUCAAGACUGGGAGCCUGCACUGCCUGACCCGGUCCCGGCCCCCUGGCCACGCCGCCACGGCCACCGUCACCUACACAACCACCUUCUCUCUCCAGCCCCUGGAGGACAACUAGGGCUGUCCCGUGCUCCAUACGUAGGUCCCCAGCCAGCAGCUGGAGUCACAGGUGCAGCAGCUGUUGAGAGUCAGUCCCCCGGAUCCCAGAGGGGCCCUAACAUCUUUGAACGCUACAUUUGGCUCACCUGCCCCCCAGUGUAUGGGGCUGGGUCCUGAUGGGGUGGACAAAAGGGUCCCCAAAGCCUCCAAGAAUCACAGGCUCCUAUGAGCCCCAGAGACCACCCCCUAACUCCCAUCAUACAGAUGGGGAAACUGAGGCCUGGGACAGACAGCCUGGCGAGCAUCCUCCCUACACACAGUUGAAUCGCUCACAGGGGUGGCCCCUCGAGGAGAAGUAAUGGACUCGCCAUCCUUGUCUUUUCACAUUUCACCCACUUCUUCCCCAGACGUUUCCCCAGGCAGGGCUGGUUCUGUUGUCUGGGGGUACUGAUCCUGCCCUCUGACCAGGGGACAGAAUGCAGCGGCAGAGAGCCCAGCCCCCCAGUGCCCAUC